AUGGUGUGCACAGUCCAGGUUGGGACAGAGGAAGAUGAGGAAACACAGGCCUGGCAAGGGAAUUUGGGCCUCUGCCUUGCCUCCUCGGAGGAGCCAACCACCGAUGGCCUCACAUCAACUUCCCUGCUGGAGUUUGCCAUGAUGUCCCACCUGGAGGCCAUGAAUUCCCAUGAGCAAACCAGCCCAGAGGCUGGGGAGCCUGAUCUUGCCCCUGGCUCUCUGCAUGCUGCUCCAGGAUCAGGCUUUGCCAGUGAGGAGAAUGAGGAGUCCAAGAUCUUACAGCCCCCACAAUACUUCUGGGAAGAUGGAGGAGAGCUCAAUGACUCCAGCCUGGACUUGGGACCAGCAACAGAUUACAGCUUUCCUGCUGCAUCUCAGAAGUCCCUGCUGAAAGGGAAUGGGACACAGGUCAAGGACAACUGGGAAACAGCCACUGUCCAGCCAUCAGCAGAAUAUGUUGAGCCUGAUUUGCACACGUCUUUCUCUAGCACACUGGAGGAAGAGGAGGGACUGCUCCCUAUAGACCACUCAAGAGGAGGAGUGGAGAGCCUCCCAACCUCGGAGCCAGAGGUUACAUCAUCUGAACCAGUGGGCCAAGAGGACUCCUUUUCUCUUCUGUUUUCCACAGCUUCUGUCAGGCCAGGUGUUGUGACUGAGGCAGCUCCAGGAGGGCAAGAGGAGGACUCUGUCCCUCCAGGCUUAGACCUUGGGAGCAGCAUGGGACCAGGUCUUCUUCCUGUGUCCUCUAUUUUGUCUACUACUAGUGCUGUGAGGUCUGCCAGUAUUUCAGAAGAGUCCUUUGAGGUGACAGCUGGGGACAUGUGGGCUGUUGGGGGAGCAGAUUCAGAGCUAACUGUGACUACCACAAGAGCAGAGCUUUCAGAGAGCGCUGUGGAGGCUGGUGGGGAAGAACACUCAACUGGAGAGGAGUUCGCGGAAACCACAGUGGGCUGGGAGAUGCUGGAGCCCACAGUGCUAACUGAGAUGGAGCAGGCUGCACAAAUGCCUGUGAGGACACCCUCUCCUGGAGGCAGAUUCCCUGACACCCAGACUCUUUCUGGCACUGAGCUGCACCCCACUUCUGCAUCUCAAUGGGACAGGGCUGAGGAGCCUGCACCAGAUUCCAUUUGGAAUGACACCGAGUCAGCCACUGAGACUGUAGCAGCAGAGAGGAGCUUGUCACCACAGGCUGGGGAUGCCCGCAUGGCCAUGCUGCCAACAGAGAUGCCCUGGGACUCAGCACAGGUCAUCUGCAAAGACUGGAGCAACCUUGCGGGGAAAAACUACAUCAUCCUGAACAUGUCGGAUAACAUUGACUGUGAGGAGUUUCGGUUGGAGAGGGGUCCCCAGCUGUUGGCACUGGUGGAGGAUGCUUUCUCCAGACAGGCGGAUGGACUACAGGACCACUGGCUGAUCUCUCUGAGCAAACCCAAUGAGAACGAGAAGCACUUGCUGAUGACUCUGGCAGGGGAACAGGGUGUCAUCCCUACAAAAGAUGUUCUCAUGGCACUGGGGGAUGUUAAGAGGAGCUUAGCUGAGAUUGGCAUCCAGAAUUACUCAACCACUACAAGCUGCCAGUCGCACUCCAACCAGACACGCAGUGAUUAUGGGAAACUCUUUGUGGUACUGGUGAUCAUUGGCUCUAUCUGUGCCAUCAUCAUUGUACUGGGGCUCAUCUACAACUGCUGGCAGAGGCGCUUGCCCAAGAUGAAGAACAUGUCGCAUGGUGAGGAGCUGCGCUUUGUUGAGAAUGGCUGCCAUGACAACCCCACCUUGGAUGUAGCCAGUGACAGCCAGUCAGAAAUGCAGGAGAAGAAGCCAAGCGUGAAUGGUGGAAAAACCAUCAACGGCCCCGACAGCUGGGAUGUUCUGAUCAGUAAGCAGGCAAGCGAGGAUGUGGAUGUGUUUGAGGAAGACACGCAUCUUUAG
Messenger RNA from Chaetura pelagica (chimney swift), 1929 nucleotides. It is a transcript of the gene PODXL2, whose product is annotated as podocalyxin-like 2. The record is from RefSeq and is a predicted model, not a curated record. Bases 1 to 1929 code for a protein of 642 amino acids. NCBI's taxonomy places the organism in Eukaryota, Metazoa, Chordata, Aves, Apodiformes, Apodidae. The transcript has 8 exons.